GAAAUGCAACUUAAACUGGAAGAACCGGUUAGCAGCUCUGGCACUAUGAUAUAAACUGAGGGCUGGAGAUCAUCUGCAGACACUUCAGCUACAAGCGUAUCAGGAGACCUGAGGUGUUAUAGGCGCUCAGUGCAAAGCAGCUUCGGACACCAACCUAUAGGAAAGCAUGGCUGCACCUGCUGAAGUAAGAAUUGUGCUGUUGGGGAAAACAGGAUCUGGGAAGAGCAGCGCAGGAAAUGUUAUCCUGGGGGAAGAGAAGUUUGCAGUUUCCUCUGAUCCUAACAGUGUAGCAAUAGAUUGUCAAACAGAAAAAGGAAACAGAGAUGGCUGGAAAUUUACAGUAACUGACACACCACUGAUCUUUGACCCAGAGAGACCUGAGAAAGAUCUGAAGUAUUCCAUAAUAUCCUGUCUCACUGAGUGUGCUCCUGGUCCACACGUCUUCAUCUUAGUGCUGAGAGUGGGAAGAUACACCAAAGAGGAGAAAGAGUCUGUGAGGAAGAUACUGAAGUGGUUUGGGGAGGCAGCCCUGAAGCAUACAGUCGUCCUCUUCACACAUGGUGACAAGCUUCAGAAAAACCAGACCAUUAAAGAGUAUGUAGAGAAGUACAAAGAUCUGAAGGAUGUUGCUCAUAAGUGUGGAGGCCGAGUCCAUGUCAUUGACUCUCAGCAGUGGAACAAAAAAGAUGAUAAAAAUGCUCAAUUUGCAGACCUUCUGGAACAAGUAAAGAAAAUGAUGAUAGAUAAGAGAGAAGCUGGGGAAUCACAGGCUGUUCAGACACUGGAAGAACUGAGCAACAGGCUCUUAGAACCAAGAUCAUCAACAUUUGAUCAUGAACCAGGUCAAGGGUCCGAAAGCUUUACAAGCUCUGAUAGAAACCUGGAUGAAUCAGAGUACAGAAGCAACAGUUUUCAGAUUAAACAGCUGCUGACAACUGUAGAGAAGAUGGUGAGAGACAACAGAGGCAGUCAUUACAUAAAUAAAUCACUGAAGGUAAUAGCAGACGCUAUAGAAUUGGAGGUGAAAAAGAUAAAAGAAGAGAUGAAGGAGAGUGGAGAGAAAGCAGAGGAGUCUGAGAUCAGGAGACGUGCAAGAGAGAGAGUGAGGACCAAGAUUCCGAGAUUAGAGGCAGGAGUUACUACCGGUGCUUUACUGGGGGCUCUGCUGCGUGUGGCUGCAGGAUUAUCACUGCCAGGUAUAUUGGCAGCUGGACUCCUGGUGGGAGCAGCAACCAGAGGUUAUGGAAAAUGUGUAGCUGAGUCAGCAGAUGCCGCAUGUAGAAGGGCUAUGGUAGAUGGGGUAUUAGGGGCAGGAGUAGUGGGAGCGGCGGCAGCAGCGGCAGAAGCUGGUGCAGUUGGGGCAUUAGGGGCAGGAGCAGUGGGAGCGGCAGAAAUUGGGGUAUUAGGAGCAACAGUAGCAGCAGCGGCAGAAGCUGGUGCAGUUGGGGCAUUAGGGGCAGGAGCAGUGGGAGCGGCAGAAAUUGGGGUAUUAGGAGCAACAGCAGCAGCAGCGGCAGAAGCUGGUGCAGUUGGGGCAUUAGGGGCAGGAGCAGUGGGAGCGGCAGAAAUUGGGGUAUUAGGAGCAACAGCAGCAGCAGCGGCAGAAGCUGGUGCAGUUGGGGCAUUAGGGGCAGGAGCAGUGGGAGCGGCAGAAAUUGGGGUAUUAGGAGCAACAGCAGCAGCAGAAUCUGGUGCAGUUGGGGCAUUAGGGGAAGGAGCAGUGGGAGCGGCAGAAAUUGGGGUAUUAGGAGCAACAGCAGCAGCAGCGGCAGAAGCUGGUGCAGUUGGGGCAUUAGGGACAGGAGCAACUGCGGCAGAAGUUGGUGCAGUUGGGGCAUUAGGUGCAGGAGCAGCAGCAGGAAUAGGAGUGGGUGUAGCUGUGGGGGUUUUGGCCACAGCAGGAGCCAUAGGAGGGGGGGUUGAAGGAGCCAAAGCUGCAGCCAGAGCAGACAAACCAAAAGAGGCUGCAGGGAAUGCAGCUGAAGAUGUGAAGAAGAAAGCAGGAAAUAUGGUGAAGGAAACUUGGGAAUUAGGGCAGAUAGUGACAAAAGCAAAGGAAACACCUUAUAAAAAACUGUAGUAGAUGAAAUGCAAGUAAAUGCUGCCUGUGGAUUGGGGGGGUUAAUGAAGAAGCUCCCAUGUUAUUAUGAGCCAUCAGUUUGCUCUGCUGGGGUUAAAAAGGGCAGUUCACCCCAAAAGCAGAAAUGUUUUAGAGGGGCUUUAGUGCUAUCUAUCCACCUAGGGUCUGCUGGGAGCGGCCUGGUUUUACUGGACGUAAAAAUCAUGACCCGUUACUGAAGAUCAUCCACAGACUUUUUAGUGAGCAGUUUAAUCUACAAACUGUUUUCUUCUACUUGUAUCACAUUGCAGAAAUAUCACUAGGGGGCUCGUUCAUGUAUCACCAGGCUGCUCAUUCAUGUAUCACCGGGAGGCUCGUUCUUGUAUCACCAGGCUGCUCGUUCUUGUAUCACUGGGGGGCUCAUUCAUGUAUCACCGGGGGGCUCAUUCAUGUAUCACUGGGGGGCUCGUUCUUGUUUCUCUGCAAUGACAUUUCCUUAGCUGUGAUAUCAAAACAUUUUAAAUGAUUUUAUUCACUUAAUUUCAGGCAUAAGUAUAUUAUGCCUUAUUACUGAUUUAAAAAACUAUAAAAUAUUGGAUCUUUGACAUGA
Brienomyrus brachyistius is the source of this 2669-nucleotide messenger RNA. RefSeq lists its product as uncharacterized. NCBI's taxonomy places the organism in Eukaryota, Metazoa, Chordata, Actinopteri, Osteoglossiformes, Mormyridae. Bases 167 to 2080 code for a protein of 637 amino acids. Gene Ontology annotation, molecular function: GTP binding. The transcript has 3 exons. The record is from RefSeq and is a predicted model, not a curated record.